Amoebophrya sp. A25 is the source of this 2465-nucleotide messenger RNA. The record is from the annotation of a GenBank genome assembly. NCBI's taxonomy places the organism in Eukaryota, Dinophyceae, Syndiniales, Amoebophryaceae.
CUGUUUUGUUUUCUGAGUAGUUCAUGCGCUGCAUUGAACGUCCCAUGAGUCCACCUAUUCACUCAUCUCAUCGAGACCCUAAAAAAGCAAAACUGCAUGGCUGACACAAGUGCUUUUGCUUUUCCUUUCGUUGCCGGCCAAGGCUUCGAUGCCGGGCUGGGUUAGGUGCCACUGGAUUUCGGAAGCGUCUACGCCAUAACUACUGCUUCAUCUUCGCCUGUGGCCUUCUUUUACCAACAAACAAGAACAGCACCGCAAGAUGUCAGCCCCCGUCCCCGCCACUCUAUCCCGCUCUCAGAAGCUGGUCUUGGGGACCAGGGUGACGAGAUAUAUGCUAACCCGAACGUUCCAGACACCCCUCUACGCUAUCAGAAGGAAUCGCGUAAAUUUCCUGUUAUUCGCCUCAACCUUUUGCCUCGCAGGCAGCUUGUGGUUCUCAGUGAGAAAGAUAAGUGCUGGGUGCGUUGGACUGCUGAUAAAUGAUGGGAAGGUACUAGAAGUAGAAUGAUUUUUUGUGCGACUACAAUUAGCUAGAGCAUUUCCUAAGAUGGGGGAUGGCUUGCAUGGAUUGCAAUGCAUUGCAUGGAUGGCAUGGCCAGGAGGAGCGAAGGCGUGACCUUUUUAAAGGGGAAGUGCGCACUUCUCUGCUUGAACGCAGCGCCCCGCCUGACAAGGCCACAGGAAGGCCGUCGCCUUGCUUAUCUUGUUGCGCUCUGCCCGCCCGCGGAUAGGGGGGCCGUUUCUCGUAGGAGUGCUGAGGCCGCGCGUGGGUUCCCUUUCGGUUCGAGCUGGCUGCAGGGAGGACGUAGAGCGCCUGACGCCUGGCCGCGUUGGAGAUGCCAGCAAACUAGCCUAGAGAUUCGCAGCUAGAUAGAAGCCGGGCCCCUAAGUAAGUGCGUAGUGGUCGAUGGGCAUAAGUCAGUGCUUAAGGUGUUAGAUUAUGAAGCCCCCCAUUGCCUCCUGGGAAUGGGAUGGCAUUGCCGUGCUACUUGCGACCAGUGUGCCUACAGUAUAUUGAUGCCUAUACUUUUUCGCUAUGGGCCCGCGUUAGAAGGAACAGGAAGGCAGUGGCGUUCGGCUAUCAGUCUGGCCUUGAUUUCCGGCUGGGUUUAAGUAGGCACACAGCAAGCGCGCUAGUUCUCUUUCGUGCACAGGCUGCGGCACGUAUCUACGGCCCUCUGCGUUGCCGGCGUUGGGGAGGUGGUCUUUGGGGGGGGUGUUCUGACUGUAGCCUGCGUACUAUGCUGCGCCCGGAAGUGAAUGCUUCAAAGUUGCCUGCGCCCAAGCUGUUGGAAGGUGGAACACGACUACAGUGAGUGCGGACGAUGGCGCCCGAAGGGCGCCCUGAAAAAAAUCUUCGUUCUAAAUAGUGCCAUCCAUUGCAAUGCAUGCAAUCCAUCCCAUGCAUUUCAGAAAUCCACAAAGAGCGAAACUCUCUAAAUUACAACUACAACGAUGAGAGGCUGGAGAUUUCAACCUUCAUGAUGCUAGUCGAGUGCGAAGAGUCCAUAAAUUCAACUUCAACUACAGCAUCAUCAUCACAGGCCCAACCGCACGUUUUCGAUGGUGGUAUGAUGCUUUUGACCAACCCGUUGAAGGACUCCUAUGUCUCUAUGCGCCUCAGUCCUGUUCUAAAGCGUUUUAUCCGAACAUACAAGACGGCAGAUAAUAAAGAUGUUGAGGUAGACUACAACUGCUAACUGUGAGAACUACAACAUCUUCUGUUGAUCUGAGGCGUGAUGUUAAUAGAUAGAAGAUAACCCUCAACAUUAGGAACAUUCCCUUCACUCUGUGAAGAUGUUGAUCGUACCCUCAUCGUCACCCUACUUUCGAAACAUGAUAAACACCAGAUCCACAUGCGCAUCGCUUUGCAAAUCAAGCUGCAUUGGGCACCCGAGAUCUGGACCAAUUUCGGACGUGAUUUUGGGCGUGGCUUUCUAGAGAAGGAAUUCGACAUUGACGCGAGACAAGUGCUGAAAAAUUACACCUUCUCUUAAGGCUUCUGGCUUGUUCUUAGGAUUGAUUCAUUUCAGCUGUUCAUCUUUCUCUGUGAUUCCGAGAAAUAAGUAGUCUGAGGAGAUGAAUUGCCACUAUUUUGUUGUGCUCUAAUCUGCAGAACUAACCGACACCAAACGACACUCAGACCUGCAAAUGCAAGUCAUAGAAGAAUUGAAGGAGCGUCUAAAUGAUGCAUGCGCAUUUCAUCACUUGAUAUUGAAAGACCCACACGAAAUCGAAAUGGAAUUCAGAACACCUAUGUUUUGAUGGUUUCAUUUUGAGUGCAUGCUCAUUAUAGAUUUGCUGUCGAAAGUAGUCAACAUCUUUUUGAUGAUACACCGACAAGGACAAAAGCGAUGUUACAAGAGGCUCUUGAUGCGCUACGUAAUAUCGCUAUUCGUUACGUCCAGAAAGGCCGCAUUUGGUUCUGGCGCUACUUACAGGAUCGAAUUAUUUGGAAGAACAGC